AAGGAGUUGAGCCUUCCAAGAAGAGGCAGCUUUUGUCGGACAAGUAACCGCAAGAGCUUGAUUGUGACCUCUAGCACAUCACCUACACUACCACGGCCACACUCACCACUCCAUGGCUUCACAGGUAACAGUCCUUUGGACAGCCCCCGGAAUUUCUCUCCAAAUGCACCUGCUCAUUUUUCCUUUGUUCCUGCCCGUAGCCAUGGCCACAGAGCAGACAGGACUGAUGGACGGCGCUGGUCUUUGGCCUCUUUGCCUUCUUCAGGUUAUGGAACCAACACUCCUAGCUCCACCGUCUCGUCAUCGUGCUCCUCACAGGAAAAGCUGCAUCAGUUACCCUUUCAGCCUACAGCUGAUGAGCUGCACUUUUUGACAAAGCAUUUCAGCACAGAGAGUGUACCAGAUGAGGAGGGACGGCAGUCCCCAGCCAUGCGGCCCCGCUCCCGCAGCCUCAGUCCUGGACGGCCCCCAGUGUCCUUUGACAGUGAAAUAAUAAUGAUGAAUCAUGUGUACAAAGAAAGAUUCCCAAAGGCCACUGCACAAAUGGAAGAGCGACUGGCAGAGUUCAUUUCCUCCAACACUCCAGACAACGUGUUGCCCUUGGCAGACGGGACCCUGAGCUUUAUCCAUCAUCAGGUGAUUGAGAUGGCUCGAAACUGCCUGGAUAAAUCUCGAAGUGGCCUUAUUACAUCACACUACUUCUAUGAGCUUCAAGAGAAUUUAGAGAAACUUCUGCAAGAUGCUCAUGAGCGCUCAGAGAGCUCAGAGGUGGCUUUUGUGAUACAGCUGGUAAAAAAGCUGAUGAUUGUCAUUGCCCGCCCAGCUCGUCUCCUAGAAUGCCUGGAGUUUGACCCUGAAGAGUUCUACCACCUGUUAGAAGCAGCUGAGGGCCAUGCCAAAGAGGGACAAGGGAUUAAAUGUGACAUUCCCCGCUACAUCGUUAGCCAACUGGGCCUCACACGGGAUCCCCUGGAGGAAAUGGCCCAGUUGAGCAGCUAUGACAGCCCUGAUACUCCAGAGACAGAUGAUUCAGUUGAGGGCCGUGGGGCAUCUCUGCCAUCUAAAAAGACACCCUCUGAGGAGGACUUUGAAACCAUUAAGCUCAUCAGCAAUGGCGCCUAUGGGGCUGUAUUUCUGGUGCGGCAUAAGUCCACCCGGCAGCGCUUUGCCAUGAAGAAGAUCAACAAACAGAACCUGAUCCUACGGAACCAAAUCCAGCAGGCCUUCGUGGAGCGUGACAUACUGACUUUCGCUGAGAACCCCUUUGUGGUCAGCAUGUUCUGUUCCUUUGAGACCAAGCGUCACUUGUGCAUGGUGAUGGAGUAUGUUGAAGGGGGAGACUGUGCAACCCUGCUGAAGAACAUUGGGGCCCUGCCUGUGGACAUGGCGCGUCUGUACUUUGCGGAAACUGUGCUGGCCCUGGAGUACUUACACAACUAUGGCAUCGUUCACCGUGACCUCAAGCCUGACAACCUCCUGAUUACGUCCAUGGGGCAUAUCAAGCUCACUGACUUUGGACUUUCUAAAAUUGGCCUCAUGAGUCUGACAACAAACUUGUACGAGGGCCACAUUGAAAAGGAUGCUCGGGAGUUCCUGGACAAGCAGGUAUGCGGGACCCCAGAGUACAUUGCACCUGAGGUGAUCCUGCGUCAGGGCUAUGGGAAGCCAGUGGACUGGUGGGCCAUGGGCAUAAUCCUGUAUGAGUUCCUGGUGGGUUGCGUCCCUUUCUUUGGAGACACUCCAGAGGAGCUCUUUGGACAAGUGAUCAGUGAUGAAAUUGUGUGGCCUGAGGGUGAUGAUGCACUGCCUCCAGACGCCCAGGACCUCACCUCCAAACUGCUCCACCAGAACCCUCUGGAGAGACUGGGUACAGGCAGUGCCUAUGAGGUGAAGCAGCACCCAUUCUUUAUGGGUCUGGACUGGACAGGACUUCUUCGCCAGAAGGCUGAAUUUAUUCCUCAACUGGAGUCGGAAGAUGAUACCAGCUACUUUGACACCCGCUCAGAGCGAUACCACCAUGUGGACUCGGAGGACGAGGAGGAAGUGAGCGAGGAUGGCUACCUUGAGAUCCGGCAGUUCUCUUCCUGCUCUCCAAGGUUCAGCAAGGUGUACAGUAGCAUGGAGCGGCUCUCACUGCUUGAGGAGCGUCAGACACCGCACUCCACCAAGCGCAGCCUCAGUGAGGAGAAGGACCGCUCCGAUGGCCUGCCAGGGCUGAAGGGCCGAGACCGGAGCUGGGUCAUUGGCUCCCCUGAGAUAUUGCGGAAGCGGCUGUCAGUGUCUGAGUCAUCCCACACAGAGAGUGACUCCAGCCCUCCAAUGACAGUGCGACGCCGUUGCUCAGGCCUCCUAGAUAUGCCUCGAUUCCCUGAGGGCCCUGAGGAGACCAGCAGCAUGCCCAGGAGGCAGCAGCAGGAGGGUAUAUGGCUCCUGACACCCUCAUCUGGAGAGGGGGUGUCUGGUCCUGUCCCAGAGCGGCCAGUGGAGCAGCGGCUGAAGCUGUAUGAGGAACCUGUUGGCCAGAGUGGUGGUUCCAGUCCAGCCAUGGAGACCCAAGGCCAUGGGACCCCACAGCUGGCCGAGGGAGCUGCAGCCAAGGCCAUCAGCGACCUGGCUGUGCGUAGGGCCCGCCACCGGCUGCUCUCUGGGGACUCUAUAGAGAAACGCACUGCUCGCCCUGUCAACAAAGUGAUCAAGUCCGCCUCAGCCACAGCCCUCUCCCUCCUCAUUCCUGCGGAACACCACACCUGCUCUCCAUUGGCCAGCCCAAUGUCCCCACAUUCCCAGUCGUCCAACCCGUCAUCCAGGGACUCUUCCCCAAGCAGGGACUUCUUGCCAGCCCUCGGCAGCUUGAGGCCUCCCAUCAUCAUCCACCGAGCUGGCAAGAAGUAUGGCUUCACCCUGCGGGCCAUUCGCGUCUACAUGGGUGACUCAGAUGUCUACACUGUGCACCACAUGGUGUGGCACGUGGAGGAUGGAGGUCCUGCCAGUGAGGCAGGGCUUCGUCAGGGAGACCUCAUCACCCAUGUGAACGGAGAACCUGUGCAUGGGCUGGUGCACACGGAGGUGGUGGAGCUGAUCCUGAAGAGUGGAAACAAGGUGUCUAUUUCAACAACUCCUCUGGAGAAUACAUCCAUUAAAGUGGGUCCAGCUCGGAAGGGCAGCUACAAGGCCAAGAUGGCCCGAAGAAGCAAGCGGAGCCGGGGCAAGGAUGGGCAAGAAAGCAGAAAAAGGAGCUCCCUGUUCCGGAAGAUCACAAAGCAGGCAUCCCUGCUCCACACCAGCCGCAGCCUUUCUUCCCUUAACCGCUCCUUGUCAUCAGGGGAGAGUGGGCCAGGCUCUCCCACACACAGCCACAGCCUUUCUCCCCGAUCUCCCACUCAGGGCUACCGGGUGACCCCCGAUGCUGUGCAUUCAGUGGGGGGAAACUCAUCACAGAGCAGCUCCCCCAGCUCCAGUGUGCCCAGUUCCCCUGCAAGCUCUGGGCACACACGGCCCAGCUCUCUACAUGGUCUGGCACCCAAGCUCCAGCGUCAGUACCGCUCUCCACGGCGCAAGUCAGCAGGCAGCAUCCCACUGUCACCACUGGCCCAUACCCCUUCACCACCACCACCGGCAGCUUCACCUCAGCGUUCCCCAUCGCCCCUCUCUGGCCACGGAACCCAGGCCUUUCCCACCAAGUUUCACUUGUCGCCUCCCCUAGGCAGGCAACUCUCACGACCCAAGAGUGCAGAGCCACCCCGCUCACCACUACUUAAAAGAGUACAGUCAGCUGAGAAACUGGCGGCUGCACUUGCUGCUUCGGAAAAGAAGCUAGCCCCUUCUCGCAAGCAUAGCCUUGACCUGCCUCACUCUGAGCUAAAGAAGGAACUACCACCUAGGGAAGUCAGCCCUCUGGAGGUAGUUGGGACCAGGGGUGUGUUAUCUGGGAAGGGGGCACUGCCAGGGAAGGGGGUGCUGCAGCCUGCUUCAUCAUGGGCCCUAGGUACACUCCGGCAGGACCGAGCUGAACGACGAGAGUCACUGCAGAAGCAAGAAGCUAUCCGGGAGGUAGACUCCUCAGAGGAUGACACCGAUGAGGGGGCUGAGAACAGCCAGGGUGUACGGGAGCCAGGCUUGGCACGUAAGCCAGAAAUGAGCCAGAAUCCACCCUCCAGAGGAGCAGGAGAGGGUGGGGGAGAAGAUACCUUCUUGCCCAAAGACCCCAGGAGCCAAGGCCCAGUGGCCCUGGGCCUAUUGACAGAGAUCACCCUGGGACCUCCCAAAAUAGACGGUCCUGGUGUCCCCCAGAAGAAGCUUGGGAGCCCACAAGCUUUUGAGGAGGCUGUUAGCUCCUCUUCACCUGCCCCUAGCUUGGGUAGGUCUGGACCCACAGACCCCACCGCCCCUGAAGGCUGCUGGAAGACCCAGCACCUCCACACCCAGGCACUGACAGCACUUUGUCCCGGCUCUUCAGGACUCAUACCCCCCAGUUGCUCUGCUGCUGCCUCCACCUCGGGGAAGCCAGGCACAUGGUCCUGGAAAUUCCUUAUUGAGGGUCCGGACAGAGCAUCCCCAAGCAGAAAGGCAACAAAGGCAGGUGGGCUAGCUAACCCCCAGGAUUUGGAAACCACAACUCCAGCCUACUCUAAGAACCUGUCUCCCAGGCAGGAGGGAAAAUAUUGGCAAUCCAGUGCCCCUGGGCUGGCCCAUCCACCUUGUGAGGUUUCCAGCCAAAGCUGGCUAUGGGAGCCUGAACAUGCACAAGUAGAGAAAGAGGAGACAUCCCUGAGCAUCACCGAAGUGCCGGAUGCCUCAGGUGACAGAAGACAGGAUCUUGCAUACAGAGGCUGCUCGCUAACCCAGGAGCCCUGCCUGCUCUGGAGGGGCCGAGAACCAGGGGGCCAUCAAAAGCAUCAGGACUUGGCAUUGGCACCAGACGAGCUUUUAAAGCAAGCAUAGUAGUCAUUUGCCAUUUUUUGCACUCAAACCUGUGUAAUACACGCUCCUGGAAACCGUC
Molecule: messenger RNA, 4999 nt
Organism: Galeopterus variegatus (Sunda flying lemur)
Lineage: Eukaryota; Metazoa; Chordata; Mammalia; Dermoptera; Cynocephalidae
Gene: MAST2
Product: microtubule associated serine/threonine kinase 2
Exons: 27
Coding region: 430-4941 (1503 amino acids)
Biological process (GO): peptidyl-serine phosphorylation; intracellular signal transduction
Cellular component (GO): microtubule cytoskeleton
Molecular function (GO): microtubule binding; magnesium ion binding; ATP binding
Source: RefSeq, a predicted model, not a curated record